Molecule: messenger RNA, 2981 nt
Organism: Clupea harengus (Atlantic herring)
Lineage: Eukaryota; Metazoa; Chordata; Actinopteri; Clupeiformes; Clupeidae
Gene: tspan2b
Product: tetraspanin 2b
Cellular component (GO): plasma membrane
Source: RefSeq, a predicted model, not a curated record
CCAGAAGGUCUGAAAAUCAUCCGGUGUUCUUUAGCGCUGAAAUUGACAGUCCUCGUGUCUCGUAUUUCCAUUGAGCACAUAAUCAUUUAAAUAUUACACUGCAGUAGCAAGAAAUAGCCCGGCUUCACGUAUUUGACAAGUGGUGCUGCAAAUAUGGGGAAAGUUGAAGGAGGAAUGAAAUGUGUGAAAUACCUUCUUUUUAUAUUCAACUUCAUAUUUUGGUUGAUGGGCUCUCUGGUCCUGGCCGUGGGACUCUGGCUGAGGUUGGACCCAGAGGUGGUCUCACUGCUCAGUGAUGAGGGAGCCCCAGACACCUUCUUCAUCGGUGUAUACAUCCUGAUCGCUGCUGGAGCACUGGUGAUGCUUGUGGGCUUCUUUGGGUGCUGCGGGGCCGUCAGGGAAUCCCAGUGCCUUCUGGGUCUGUUUUUUGCCUGUCUCCUGAUCAUCUUCGGAGCUGAGGUAGCCGCAGGUGUGUUUGGAUUCUUGAGCAAAGACAAGAUCAUUGAGGAUAUUCAGAAUUUCUACGCAGAGUCCAUCAAGGAAGACAACAAUGGCACAAUGAUCCAAAGCUACAACAAAGUCCUGGGCUGCUGUGGCACUCAGGACUCCGCUUGUCCAGACAGCCCUGACUUAAAGACCUGUGACGAGGCCAUCAGUGAGUUUUUUAACAGUAAACUCUUCAUCGUUGGAUACGUUGGAAUAGGAAUCGCUGGUGUUAUGAUUAUCGGCAUGAUCUUCAGCAUGGUUCUGUGCUGUGCGAUACGGAACAGUAGAGAAGUGAUCUAAGCUACGGGCGCAACCACCCCACCCCCAUCCCAGAACCUCGGGCUCUGCCCUAAACCCCUUUUGAAUCAUCACAAGAGCCUUGACAUCAAAUCCACCAGCAUGAAAGAUCCCCACUGGCUGUCAGUGGAGUUUGUGCCCUCCUUUCCAUAAACCUUAAGAAUGAGACUAGUGCUUGUUUUAGAUGGCUGAAUGCCAUGACACCUUUUAUAACGUGUUAGGACAUGGGACUCUUCUUUUUUUUUUUUUUUUGUCAUUUUUUUUAAAUGCGUCGUUAUUUUGUUAUAUUGCUGUAAUAUCAAUAACGUAUCAUGGUUAUGGACAUUUGUUCUUCCAUUGAAACAGUAAACUUAUGUCUAAAUAUAUCUUUGGAUAUAGUAAGUCUGUGAGGGACUGUAACUAUGUUUUAUUCCCAUCCUAGAUCAACUAUUUACAGCCCUACAGCAUUCAAGUGGAUUGUAUGUAAUUGAGUCAGAAAUUCACACUGAACUAUAUCUGGAGGCCUCUACUUGGCCUCAGAUGUCAGUUUAAAAAUAUUAUGUAAUGUGAAACCAUGGAGUAUGUAAGGUCCAAUGGAGGAAUGAUUGGUUAACAGAGCAGAGAUAUACACUGCUAGACAUACACACACGUGUCUAGCUAGACAUACACGCACGUGUCUGUCUAUAUAUACAUCACACGGUCAAAUCUCAAGAGUACACUGUAUGAAAUCCUCCAGCCUAGAGGCACUGUAAGCACUAUAUACAGUUGGACCCCCUCCCCAAAAAACCCCACCUCUGUCCACCUAGCCCCCUCAGGCCGCUCCUGUAGUUGAGCCAGGGAGGCUGUUUGCAUGAUGAGUGACCCUUACUCCAGAUCACUGUGAACAAAAUACAGCACUAAACAUAUUCUCCCCAUGAAAUUAUCAUCAAACCUAAUGUUUUGUAAUCACUUCUGAGGGGCAUACUAAUUGCGGUUGCGUAAUCCUUUCAGCCUCUACUCCAUCUUUAUGGUAAAUAUAGCAUGCUCUGAGGUACACUAAUACAGUAGCCAUGUCUCUCUCCCAUACUCUAUAUCUGAAUGGGUGUAAAGUUGACCAAAUUACAUAUGGUAAAUACACUGUGCUGAUGCACCGCUCUUCAUGCAAGAGUCACAAUUUGCCCAGACUGUAAGCCUCUGGGUCUACAGACUGUACAUACAUCCUGCAUGUAGCUGAAUUAGCUUCAGGCUUGUAGCCCUCUGACUGAAAUGGCACCUAUGCCUUUUCAUUGACAUACAAACAGUCCCUUUGUCCAGUCCGUCCUCAAACCAUCCUCUUGACACAAAAGGAAAGAUUUUUAUUUGUAUAGAACUGUUUGUACAUUUCAUUUUGUAUGCUAAUGUUGCUCAUUGUGUUGCGUGUGUAGCUAGUAGAUCAUUGAUGUGCUGUGUGAUAGUGAUGGUUUAAGACCCGUGUAAAAGUAAAUAGUGUUUGAUUAUAACACUCAAGGACACAUGUCCAUUUUAAACGUGCCUUUCAUUUUUAAUAAGCAAAAUUCUCCUUCUUGUUGUUAUUGUUGAAUUACUCAACUUUGCUCGUUCACAUUUAUAUUAGUAAGUGAGAAAGACUAUCUGGGUUUGUGGGAACAUGAAGUAACAGAGUGAACAGUGAGUGAGACCCAACCAGGAACUGAGGGAUUAUGUUGUGUCCACCUAGAGAUGCUGUUUUGCAUUAGACAAUAGCUGAUGAUAUGUUUGCUCAUACAUCCCUGAUAGGACUGCUUAAAGUCUGUAGGAUUAGUUGUCAAGCAUAUCUCCAGUCAAAGGUAGUGGGGAUGAGAAUUUGAAGUUAAUAUCAUGAUAAUUUGUGUACAUGUUUUUUUGUACAUGGUAGACAUGAGCAAAUGUGUUAGGGGUUUUUGCUAUAAUGCUUUCAUACACUAGAGAACUAGUUGACUGGGGGGUUUGUUUAGCAUGCAAAACUGGUGAGUGAGAAAGUAGUGUAUCUUUAAACAAAGACAAAGUGGACCGGACGAUUUCCCGUCAGUUUGUUGAUUUCUUUUCCACUGUGCUUGCAAGAACAUAAAUGAAGAGAUUUUUUUUGUACUGUAAACUUAAAGUUGUUGUAGGUAUCUUUUUUUGGUCACAUCUUUUUAUGUGUUAAUUUAUUUGAUGAGUUCAAAUGGCAAUUACGCUUCUCAGGAAGAUCAGUGUACAAGAACCAAUAAACGUUUUGGAAGUUU